GGGCGUAAAGAGGACGAAAACGGCAUGCAUGUCGCGACUUUUUUCCUGCUCAUUCUUCUCUCCGCCAUUCAAGCGCACGCUUGGUGGAGUCAUGAGUGCUGCAAGUGCCCCGGCCUGGACGACGAUGACACCUCCUUCUUCAUCAAUUUCACUGGAGGUAUCGAUGAAGAGGACUCCCAAGAACCUGCACCGACUAAUCUCUCGAAGGAAAAAAGGAAACUGCUGGACCUUCAAAACAGCUAUCGUCGAAGAGUUGCUCGGGGACAAGUCCCUGGGCAGCCACCCUCCUCGAAUAUUCACGAUCUGAAAUGGAGUACGGAGUUGGAGGCCUCGGCCCAGAGACACGCUGACACCUGUCAAUUCGCUCACGACAGCAACGAGGCACGCAGAACGGCUAGGUGGGACUGGGUCGGACAAAACAUUGCUUACUCCUCCAGCGUAGCUCAGAAUGUCGAAAUGUGGUUCAACGAAUACAAAGACUACAACUACAGUUCCAACUACUGCAGUGGUGUCUGCGGUCACUAUACACAGGUAAACAUAACUCGUAUGGGCGGACACCACACAUGUCGGGUGUGGGGUGAGCAGAUGCAAUUUCGGCGGGUUCGACGCGGUCUACGUGGUGUGUAA
This is a messenger RNA of Hydatigera taeniaeformis, 627 nucleotides long. Lineage: Eukaryota; Metazoa; Platyhelminthes; Cestoda; Cyclophyllidea; Taeniidae. The record is from the annotation of a GenBank genome assembly.